UAUUUCUUCUUCACUUCAACACUUCUUCCUCAAAAAAGUAACUUUUUCUUUUCCUCUUUUGUGUCCCUUCAAAUCCCUACAGCAAAUUUAUAUAUUUUCUACUCUUAGUUGAUGGGUCUUCUGCAGAAUCAGCGAAUUCAAAGAUUUGACUUCAACAAUUUUGCUUGAAAUAUGAAAAAUUGAAUUCUUGAAUUUCUCUUAGGGUUCUUGGAAGUUUCUUCAAUGGCGAUGAGAGGAGUUGAUUUUAAAUGGUAUGAUGGGUUCUUCCUGUCAAUGCUGGCUACUAGUAUAAUCAUUGUAGCUAUCAACUGGAAAAGGUACCAUCUUUGUAUAUACCCAUUGCAUAUCUGGAUCGUGGUUGACUAUACAACAGUGUUUGUGUUUCGGCUGUUGAUGUUUGUAGAUAAUGGACUUGCUGCUGGAAUGGGAUUGGAUUUUGGUUGGCAGCAGAGAUAUGGCCGGUUUUGUGGAAGAGUAGCUGUUCUUUCAGUUCUUGCCUUGCUUCUUUACCCCUUUCUUUGGGCUUGGACCAUCAUUGGGACGUUAUGGUUCACUAGUGCAAGAAACUGCCUUCCAGAAGAAGGCCAAAAGUGGGGCUUCCUAAUAUGGUUGCUGUUCAGCUACUGUGGACUCAUGUGCAUAGCUUGCAUAUCGACAGGGAAGUGGUUAGCUAGAAGGCAAGCCCAUUUAUUACGCGCUCAACAAGGAAUUCCUAUUUCAGAAUUUGGGGUGUUAGUUGACAUGAUCAGAGUGCCAGAUUGGGCAUUUGAAGCUGCUGGCCAGGAGAUGAGAGGGAUGGGCCAAGAUGCUACUUCAUACCAUCCAGGACUUUAUUUGAGCCAAGCUCAGAGAGAAGCAGUGGAGGCACUCAUUCAAGAACUUCCUAUGUUCAGGAUGAAGGCUGUUCCUACGGACUGCAGUGAGUGCCCUAUCUGUUUGGAAGAAUUUGACGUCGGAAAUGAGGUCCGUGGUCUCCCUUGUGCUCACAACUUUCAUGUUGCGUGCAUUGAUGAAUGGCUUCGCCUAAACGUAAAAUGCCCUAGAUGCCGUUGUUCUGUUUUUCCAAAUCUUGAUCUCAGUGCUUUGUCAAAUAUCCGUGCUGAUCUAGAAAGAUCAUCAACCAACAUUGUGACAGCAGCCCGGUAUGUGAGAUCCCAACCUUCUAGCCAGAGCUAUCUGCUGAGGUUGCAAGGUUUUCUCCGUCCUGUGCGCACAGAGAAUGCUGGUCCAAGCAGUGAGGAAAAUGCAGCUGCUCAAUCAAGAGUUGAGAACGGAGCCCCAACAUCAGCACCUGACAGCGAUGGAAAUGUAGAACAUGUUGAAGUCGUGGUGGAGCAUUCUCCAAGACAGCUGUAACUAUUUGUUCAAAUGUUCUAACUUUGCAGGCACUGAUAAUUUUUGUCAACCUCUAGCCAAUGUUGAGUGUUGUAGUGGCUUCUAACAGUAAUUAGAUUGCUAAACAUUAGUGUAUGAGCCGAUGGAAGGAAACAUCUGUUUUUGGCCUGCUUGUUUUGAUGUAAAUUUUGAAGUGAUCACUUUGAUGCAUUGCGGUGUCCUUAAUUCACUUGAAUAGAAUUCUGUCUGGCCAAUUCACUCCAGACCCAACUCA
This is a messenger RNA of Solanum lycopersicum (tomato), 1609 nucleotides long. Its product is annotated as E3 ubiquitin-protein ligase SIS3. NCBI's taxonomy places the organism in Eukaryota, Viridiplantae, Streptophyta, Magnoliopsida, Solanales, Solanaceae. The record is from RefSeq and is a predicted model, not a curated record. Gene Ontology annotation, molecular function: ubiquitin-protein transferase activity. Gene Ontology annotation, biological process: sugar mediated signaling pathway.